AUGCCACAUUUUGCCACAUUUUGCCAGACNUUACUGAGGCUGUCUGGAGUAAUAUUCGCCAUAGCGUUCACGGGAUUGGCCGUGGGUCAAGCGGCCAGUUUCCUCCCGGACUACUCCAAGGCCCGCCUGGCCACCGGGAGAAUUUAUAAACUAAUGGACGUCAGACCCUCCAUUGAUAGUUACUCUAAGAAAGGAACGAGACUGGAGAGAGUGACAGGGGACAUCACCAUCAAAAAUUUAGAGUUCACGUACCCCAGUCGCGCGAACGUGAAAGUGCUGAAGGGUGUCAGUCUACAGGUCCAUCGAGGUCAGACGAUUGCGUUAGUUGGGCAGAGCGGCUGUGGGAAGAGCACAAUUAUGUCCCUGCUGCAGAGGUUCUAUGAUUCUGACGCAGGAAGUAUUAGUAUAGAUGGUGUAGAUAUCCGCUCCAUGAACAUCAAUUUUCUGCGUUCCUGUAUCAGCGUCGUGAGCCAGGAGCCGGUGUUAUUUAACUGUAAUAUACGGGACAAUAUAGCCUACGGCGUGGAGAGAGACGUAGAAAUGUCGGAGAUAAUAGAAGUAGCGAGAACUGCUAACAUCCAUGAUUUCAUCACAUCACUACCUCAGGGUUACGACACAGUGGUCGGUGAGAAAGGAACGCAGCUGUCCGGUGGUCAAAAACAGAGGGUAGCCAUUGCACGUGCUCUGCUGUGCAAUCCGGUCAUCCUACUCCUAGACGAGGCCACCUCGGCGCUGGAUACGGAGAGCGAGAAGGUGGUCCAGGCGGCGCUGGACAGGGCCAGGGAGGGCCGGACAUGUAUAAUGAUCGCCCACCGCCUGUCCACUGUCCAGAACGCGGAUAUUAUCGCCGUACUGGACAACGGGACGGUCGUGGAGCAGGGGUCACAUCAAGAACUCCUGGCCAAGAAAGGGGCGUACCAUACACUGGCCAGCGGUCAGUUGUCCUUGGUCUGAGUGACCACAGCGGGCACCUGUUGGAUAUUGGACAGGAGGGGGUUGGAACUAUUUAUAGGCUAUGAAUCGUAUUGUUUUCGUGCUCAGUACUUCGAAGGGUUUCAAGUUACAGUUUGAUUUUAUUUAUUAUUUGAUAAUUUUGAUGUGUAUUUUGUUGUUAAAGGACAGUUAAUUAUUAUUUUUGGGCAUAAGUGACCAAAUUUUACAUCCGUAGAUUUUUAAAAAUGUAUUUUAUAAAAUGUGGUCAUGUCAUAAACAUUUAGUUACAAGAGAUCAUGAUUAGUGACGAUAAAGAAGUGAAUAACGUAAAGAGGACAUUGAGCAUUUGAAAAAAAAAAGUAUUAAAGCUACACCCCAAAAUCUUUGUGUAGGGCAAUAAAAAGUACUGUAUGGUGUCAAAUAUUCCUGGAUAACUGCCCCCCUAAGUCUUCAAUGGAAGUCUUUCAUUAUUAUUGUGGGAUCGUGCCCAGUUGAUACAAGUCAAGCAGAGCAUUUUAAGAAAGACCAGCCCUAACAACUUGCUAGAAAUGCAUUAUGGAUUUAUUUAUAGGGAUAUAUUUUGUUUCGCUUUUAAAAGAAAGCAGCACAAAUCCAAAUCAACAACGAAUCGUUUAGACAAUUUUCUAGCUUUUCACUUUUAUUUAAUACAACUGGUAUUCCUUUAUAAACAAAGAAAAUGUACACGAGCAUUUAUAGAAUCAAUGCAGAAUGUUCAUUU
Molecule: messenger RNA, 1672 nt
Organism: Lingula anatina
Lineage: Eukaryota; Metazoa; Brachiopoda; Lingulata; Lingulida; Lingulidae
Product: ATP-dependent translocase ABCB1-like
Biological process (GO): oligopeptide export from mitochondrion
Cellular component (GO): mitochondrial inner membrane
Molecular function (GO): ATP binding; ATP hydrolysis activity; ABC-type oligopeptide transporter activity
Source: RefSeq, a predicted model, not a curated record